UCUAAACUUUAUAUUUUAGCUAAUAUGACAGUGCUCAGGAAACAAGGACUUUCUUCUGACAGCGGGUUCGGCGAAGAAAUGUCUCAAACAACCGCUGGACCCGGUUCACCGCAGUGGGCUCUCGCACCGGAAUUUGUUCCUCGAGCAGUAUUUUCUUCCUCUGUGAAAUCUUACGCCGAAACAGUAAAGCCAAAAUCUCCAGAAAGCGGCAACAGCGAGUCGCCUCCAUCUCACUCUGAACAACUUUUGUGUCCAUUCGCCAUGGGUGAAGUUUGUCCGUACGGUGAUCAGUGUUCGUAUUUGCAUGGUGAUAUAUGCGAACUAUGUGGUAAACCCUGUCUCCAUCCUUUAGAUGAAGAGCAAAGAAAACAGCAUAAUGAGGAAUGUACACAAGAAAUAGAAAGGGACAUGGAACUGUCGUUUGCUGUUCAACGUAGCCUUGGAAAGACGUGUGGUAUUUGUAUGGAAAUAGUGGUAGAAAAAGAACCCCCUACAGAACGGAGGUUUGGAAUCUUGGAGAAGUGUAAUCACGUAUUCUGUCUCACUUGUAUUCGCCAGUGGAGGAAAAUGAAGCAGUUCGAAAGCAAAAACAUUAGGUAUGAUUGA
Molecule: messenger RNA, 606 nt
Organism: Centruroides sculpturatus (bark scorpion)
Lineage: Eukaryota; Metazoa; Arthropoda; Arachnida; Scorpiones; Buthidae
Product: probable E3 ubiquitin-protein ligase makorin-1
Exons: 3
Coding region: 25-606 (193 amino acids)
Biological process (GO): protein polyubiquitination
Molecular function (GO): ubiquitin protein ligase activity; metal ion binding
Source: RefSeq, a predicted model, not a curated record